Molecule: messenger RNA, 1728 nt
Organism: Hermetia illucens (black soldier fly)
Lineage: Eukaryota; Metazoa; Arthropoda; Insecta; Diptera; Stratiomyidae
Product: pupal cuticle protein 36a-like
Exons: 1
Coding region: 88-1482 (464 amino acids)
Source: RefSeq, a predicted model, not a curated record
GAGUGCAAAUCCGUUAGUGACAUUUAUAACUUUCGAAUUAAUUCAUCUUUUCCGUUGUCCGCUGUGAAAGUAGCGAAAAUUGGCGCGAUGAGGAUUUUUGUUAUCGCCGUGUGUGUAGCUCUGGCAACCGCAAGGCCAGAAGCUGGUGGUGGCUAUCGGUAUAGCUCGCCAUUACUACCGAUCUCGGGAGCAGGACCUGGACUUGCUGCAGGACCCUGCUGUCAACAAUUAUCCCAAAUCAAAGGUGGCUUACACGGAGGUGGAUUAGUGGGUGGACCUGGUGCUGGUGGAUUUGCAUCGGGCGGUGGAUUCGGCCAUGGAUUAAGUGCGGUAGUGUCUUCAUCAUAUUCUGCCAGUAGUACAGGAGGCGGUGGAUAUAUUACAGGACAUGGCUCUGCUCCUGCUCCUGCCCUCAUUGCAACUCCUACUCCAGUAACAUUCACUGCCCCUGCUCCUGGAAUUGGAUACUCACAUGGAUCUAGUGGAUUUUCGUCGUUCUCUGGACAUGGAGCCGGUGGUUCUAUCGGAAUCGGAGGUGGAUUAGGACAUGGUGCUGGAUUAGGAUUAGGACACGGAAUUGGAGGUGGAAUAGGACCAGGAAUUGGAAGCGGAGUAGGACCAGGAAUUGGUGGUGGAAUUGGGCAAGGUGUUGCUGGUGGAUUUGGACAUGGCAGUGGAGUUGGCAUCGGUAGUGGAGGAUUCGUCCCAUCAGCUGGUGGCCCUGGAAUCGGUGGUGGUGCUGGUGGAUUUGUCGGUGGAGCUGGAUUUUCAGGAGGAAGCUUCAGCUCAUCUGGAGUAGAAACAUCUGCCAGCAUUGGAGCAGCCUCCAUUCCCGACAAUUCUGGUUCAACACUAAUUCAAAAACAUAUCUACGUUCACGUUCCUCCACCAGAUCCAGAGGAGCAAGUUCAUGCAUCUAAAAUAACCCAAUUUGCUCAACCACGAAAACACUACAAAAUUAUCUUCAUCAAGGCUCCAACCGUCCAGGCUCCAUCAGCUGCACAAAUUGCUGCUGCAAAUGCUCUCACCGAAGAGAAAACUCUUGUCUACGUUCUAGUCAAGAAACCAGAGGAACCAUCAGUCGAACAAUUACAAACUCUCCAAAGUACCGUCCAUCAUCAUAAACCUGAAGUCUACUUCAUUAAGUACAAGGCCAAGACCCAACCUCAAGGACCAGGUUUAGGAUUAAUUGACAAUUUCGGAGCAGGAGGAUCAUCUAUUGCUCACGGGGCAUCCCUUGCUCAAGCCAGUGCAGCUAGUUUCGCCAGCGGUUCAGCAUCACUAGUUCAAGAAGGUGGAGCAAGCUUCUCUAGUGGUCCAGGCGUUGCAUUGACUACCAACAUUGGAGCAGAACAUAAUAUUGCAAUUGCAACUCCAUCACCAACUCCCUAUGCACCAGCUGGAAAUCCAUUGAUCGAACCUCGUGCGCCCGGAAAGAUCAUUCCUGCUGAUACCUAUGGACCACCACCAGAUGCUGUAUAAAGAUGUUCGUUUGAGGGGUUAUUUCUAACAAAAUCACGAAAAGUAUUAAAAUAUUAGUACAAAGAUGAUUGAUUCCGCCUCCUCAUCGUUCCAUUGUUAUAUUGUAUGAAAAAGUCAUAUUUUUUUCUUUUUCUAUUGUUAUUUAUUUUUCAUCGAACGAUUGUCUUUGUGCUUUGUAAAUAUAUUUUUUUUUAUAAUUUUGAUAAUAUAUUAAUAAAAGCCACUAGCAUUUUUAAAAGAAUUCAA